Pomacea canaliculata is the source of this 1082-nucleotide messenger RNA. RefSeq names its product tRNA (guanine-N(7)-)-methyltransferase non-catalytic subunit wdr4-like. The transcript is spliced from 7 exons. Gene Ontology annotation, biological process: RNA (guanine-N7)-methylation. The record is from RefSeq and is a predicted model, not a curated record. Gene Ontology annotation, cellular component: tRNA methyltransferase complex; nucleus; cytosol. Bases 246 to 1028 code for a protein of 260 amino acids. Lineage: Eukaryota; Metazoa; Mollusca; Gastropoda; Architaenioglossa; Ampullariidae. Gene Ontology annotation, molecular function: tRNA (guanine(46)-N7)-methyltransferase activity; protein binding.
AAUGUUGGCGAGGAGAGCCACGUCCGUGCUGUUUACUCGUGACGAGUCAGCAGUCCUCGUCGCCGACAAAUCUGGCGAUGUCUACUCUUUUCUGACAGAGAGGAGCGCCCAGCCCUCAGGUGAAGUGGAAGGUCAACCGCUUCUGGGUCAUCUGUCAAUGAUACUGGAUAUGUGCCUUGCCGCCAAGGACAGCCUCAUUGUGACGUGCGACCGUGACGAGAAGAUACGAGUCAGCCGUUACCCCAAUGCCUACAACAUUCCACGCUUACUGUCUUGGACAUCGGGAGUUUGUCAGCUGCAUUGAGUACAUAGAAGAUCUGGACCUCCUCAUCUCUGCGUCUGGGGACUGCAGCGUUCGUGUGUGGGACCUCCAAGGGAAGCAGCUCUGUGAGACCCAGUGUGUACCCUACCACCCGCUGGUGGAGGCGACGCGGGAGGCGGGUGGCCAGGAGGCUGGCGACAUCUCGCGGGAAGACGGCAGCCAGAAGGUCGCUACACCUGAGCGCCAACGACCCGCCAUCCAGAGACUGGCUUACUGCUCACACUGUCGAUGCCUUGCUGUGUCAUUUUAUAGCUGUCCUCAAGUGAUGAUGUACCAGCUGACAGCUGCCGGCGGCCAUGCCGCGCUAACCCACGCACAAACAAUUCCACUGACAGCGGACGCAUGGGACAUAACUUUUGAGGGCGACGUGUUGUGGGUGCUGUCCCCUGUGGAGGGAGCGACACUUACCGCUUAUCACGUGGACACCAGGGAAGCAGGAGAUGGGAUUCAGCUGACAGAAAUUAACGACAGCGGCAGCAGUGCUUUUCAGGUGACCAAAGCUGUCAACUCAAAGUGGGAUUUCUUCAAAGACGCCCUGCACGUGGCCAGCCCGGUGCCGACGUUGUGGAAGAUCGCCUCGCAGGCCAACGUCGUCGAGUACCAGCAGAGGAAGGAGAAGCGACUGCAGGAACACUCGUCCAAACGAGCGGCCAACUCGCCCCGCGAAAGAAGGCUGCCAGGAAAGAAAGCGAGGAACACGAGUUAGAUGAAAGAGUGGUUAAAUGUUUCAAAAGACUAGCAAUAAAGCAUGUGAUAUUUU